This is a messenger RNA of Phragmites australis (common reed), 1703 nucleotides long. RefSeq names its product cytochrome P450 77A4-like. Gene Ontology annotation, molecular function: monooxygenase activity; heme binding; iron ion binding. The transcript has a single exon. NCBI's taxonomy places the organism in Eukaryota, Viridiplantae, Streptophyta, Magnoliopsida, Poales, Poaceae. The record is from RefSeq and is a predicted model, not a curated record. Bases 74 to 1564 code for a protein of 496 amino acids.
CACUCCACUGCACCGGAGUGCUAUAUCUAGCGGCGGCAUACGCGCACUGACUGCUCCAACCAAGAAACAACUCAUGCUCGAUAGCCCACAUCGUCAAGGGCUCGCAUUUAUCGUCACGUCCAUGCCCAUGCAACAGCCGACGCGCGGCGCGGGCGCCACCCUUCCCACCGCGAUGCCAGCGCCGGCCGCGGACUCGUCGUCGUUCCUGCUGCUUGCCUUCACGGCGGUGGUAGGGAGUGUCGUGCUGGUCGUUGCCGUGGCCAUCGCGAGGUACAACCGGAGGCACAGGGGCCUGCGGCUCCCGCCGGGCCCGCCCGGGUGGCCCGUCGUCGGGAACCUCUUCCAGGUGGCCUUCUCCGGGAAGCUCUUCAUCCACUACAUCCGCGACCUGCUCCGGGAGUACGGGCCCAUCCUCACGCUGCGGAUGGGGGAGCGCACGAUCGUCGUCAUCAGCAGCGCCGAGCUCGCGCACGAGGCUUUCGUCGUGAAAAACCGGUUCGUGUUGCGGAUGCGCGCCGAGGUUGCAGCGUCACCCGACGGCGCGUCCGUCUGGGUGCUCCGGAACGCGCGCUUCGCCGUGUUCUGCAUCCUGCUCGACAUGACCUUCGGCCUGCUCGACCUCGAUGAGGAGCACAUCGUGCAUAUCGACGCCGUCAUGAAGCGCGUGCUGCUCGCCGUCGGCGUUCGUAUGGACGACUACCUCCCGUUCCUCCGCCCGUUCUUCUGGCGGCAGCAACGCCGCGCGCUCGCCGUCCGCCGCGAGCAGAUCGACACGCUGCUCCCACUCAUCAACAGGCGCCGCGCCAUCCUCCGCGACAUGCAGAGCUCGCCACCCAACCCCAACGUCGCCGCGCCGUUCUCGUACCUCGACUCUGUUCUCGACCUCAACAUCGAGGGCCGCGACGUCGUGACCGACGACGAGCUGGUCACCCUCUGCGCGGAGCUGCUAAACGGCGGCACCGACACUACUGCCACCGCGAUCGAGUGGGCCAUGGCGCGCAUCGUGGACAAUCCAUCCAUCCAGGCCCGGCUCCAUGAGGAGAUCAUGCAGCAGGUCGGCGACGCGCGGCCGGUCGACGACAAGGACAUAGACAGCAUGCCGUACCUGCAGGCCUUCGUGAAGGAGCUCCUCCGGAAGCACCCACCGACGUACUUCGCUCUCACCCACGCCGCCGUUCAGCCGGGGAGCAAGCUCGCCGGCUACGACGUGCCCACGGACGCGAACCUGGACAUCUUCCUCCCGACCAUCUCCGAGGAUCCGAAGCUGUGGGAACGGCCGACGGAGUUCGACCCGGACAGGUUCCUGUCCGGCGGCGAGACGGCGGACAUGACGGGGUCGGCGGGGAUCCGGAUGAUCCCGUUCGGCGCGGGGCGGAGGAUCUGCCCGGGGUUGGCCAUGGGCACGACGCACAUCGCGCUGAUGGUGGCGCGGAUGGUGCAGGCGUUCGAGUGGCGCGCGCACCCGUCGCAGCAGCCGCUGGACUUCAAGGACAAGGUGGAGUUCACGGUGGUGAUGGCCCGGCCGCUGCUCGCCACGGUGAAGCCCCGGAACCUCUCGUUCUGAUCGAAUGCGUGCAUGCAUGCGCGCGUAUCGAUCGGCGGUGUGUGCGUGGAAGCACGACAUCGUUCGUACGUGCGCACGUUCUUACGUCAGCAUGCACAUGCACGUCCGUCAUGCAUGGCCGCCAGCGCUGCAUGCCGUC